GCCGCCGCUGCCGCUGCCGCCGAGUCCUCCGUGAAGUUAGCCCGCGUACCGGUUACGCGUUACGCUGUUCGCGCGUGUAAUAACGAAAAUUACCUGUGUCCUCUCGUCCGCGUGCCUUCUGCGACUCGAUACAUCCGAGGACAUCGACCCGCGGAGGUAGCACACCACUGGUCUUGUGAAAUCGAUCGAGAUGGCCGAUGUAUCGGAGGAAGUGCCGAUCAAGGAUGCUGCAACGGCAAUCUCUCAGGGCAAACGCCACCUCCUAGUGCGCGAUUACCAUCUCGCGGUGACCGUCCUGGCUCAUGCCUGCGAACUUGUCGCCCAGGAGCACGGAGAGACCGGCGACGAGUUGGGCGAGCUCUACCUGCUUUACGGACGAGCCCUUCUGGGCCUGGCACGCGAGGAGGCGGGUGUGCUGGGAGGUGGUGUGCCCGGAUCCGAGGAGACCAGUCAGGAUGAGCAGGGCGAAGAGGAGGAGGAGGAGGAGGAAAACGAGGAGGGAGCUGUAGCAGAGGGCAAUCAUGCUACGGAAAGCCCUUGCACAUCGAACGGCAAGGAGGAUGAUAAGGAGACAACGGAGAAAGAAACGGAAAAAGAGGCGGAGAAAGAAACGGAAAAAGAGACGGAGAAAGAAAAGGAAAAAGAGUUGGAGAAAGAAACGGAGAAAAAGGAUGAAGAUCAGAAGGAGCUGAAGGACGCAAAGGCUGAAACGGAUAAAAAGGCAGAGGAGUCCAAUAAAACAGUCGAAGAAAAGAGCAAGGUCGAAGAAAAGAGCAAGCAGAGGGAAGAGAUUCCUGGCUGUAGUCGAGAUUUUGAUCUGCAGAACGGCGAAGCUUCUUGUAGUGGCCUAAACAGAAGAGACGAAGACGAGGAUGGAGAGGACGUAGAGAAGGAAAACGACGAGGAAGAAAUCAACAAUCUACAGAUCGCCUGGGAAGUCUUGGAACUGGCGAAACUGGUGCUAGUAAAACGCGGACCACCGGGCUGGAAGUUCUUGGCUGAGGCCUACCGCCUUCUGGGCGAGGUCUCGAUGGAAGGCAGCAACCACGAGGGCGCACUGAUCGACUUCAAAGCGUGCUUGAACCUACUGGAGAAGAUGACUCCUCGUGAUCAUCGAGCGAUCGCCGAGAUCCAUUAUCAGCUCGGAUUGGCGCACGCAAUGGCGAACAACUUUGACAUCAGCAUCGAGCAAUUCAACCAGGCGUCCGCGCUGCUGGAAGCGAAGAUCAUGCAUCUCACGACUUUGCAGGAUAAUCCGCCCCAAUCCGACGAUCCCUUCUACACCGUCGAGGGGGAGAUCAAGGAACUGCAGGAACUUCUUCCGGAGAUUCAAGAAAAAAUCGCGGACAUCAAGGACCUCAAGAAGGAAGCGAAUGUGAUCAAAGAGAUUAAGGAAGAAAGACUGAACGGGUGCUCUAGUGACGGUGAAGCGAAUGAGCCUUCUGGAAGUGGUAGUAGUACGUCCAAACCUGCUAGCGAUAUAUCGCACCUGGUAAGAAAAAAGCGCAAAGCGGAGGACGAAGCGGAAACCGCUUCCCUUAGCAAGAAGCCGAUGCCGGAAAAGGAUGUGGCGUGAAAAGUGCGAGUAUCUGAUUUUCACGAUAAUUAGAGACUAAUCUGAACUCUGAUGAAGCUAAGAAAUGUUGAUAUUUUUCUCGAUAAUGUAGAAGUGGUAUUUGCUGAUGUAUAAAAAUUCAGUGUUUUCUACAGAAAUGACAGUCUACCAGUUGGUGAAUUUCCAGUGUAGAUAUCAAUAGAAAUAAUCCGUUUAGAUCGCCAGCAAAUGAUAUACAUUCAGAACCCGCCAUUUCAAAUCGCCUUAUGAUAUCAUAAACACGAGCAGAACCGUUUUGUAAUCACAGUUUGUCGCGUAUCGUCAAGAAAAAUAUUUAGUGUUUUUCCUUAUAACGAGAAGUGUUUGCUACUGUAUGAAACAAUGUGUUCUGAUGAGAAUCGUCGAUCAUCGAUCAGAAUCAAUCAUUCCCAACAUUUCUAGUCUAAGUCAGAAUUUGUCAGAAGUUAAUAUCCACGUUUGAAGUUUAAAGUCCUCUCUUUGCGAUAUCGUAAGUUGAAUGGAAUCGUUUUCUGACUCGAGUAACAGUUUACAUCAAUAAUAUUUAAAAGGACGAAUCUACUAAUUAACAACACUAGACUUCGAAAGUAUAUCAUUUUUAUCUUGUAUUAAGUAGACACCUGUCGCAUAUCCGUAAUUUGUUAGACAAAUUCUGUUGUAUGAAAAUACGUUGAAUGUUCCCCCACGUUCGCCCAAUGUUAGAAGAGCUUGAGCUCUGAGUUUUAAAGUUUUUGAGUAAAAAUCGAUACGAUUUAAAAAUAUUCAAUGUGUGUGUGUGCGCGCGUGUGUGUGUAUGGAGCGUAAUCGAUUAUAAUGUCCUCCCCCGAUUUUCGCGAGAGAAAGACUGUUGUUAAAGCGUUUUUUUUCCAUUUUUCCUUUGGUUUUGUAGAUAGCCCUCGUUAAACGUCGCUGCAAUCUCUGAUUUAUACUCCAGCAAAUACGUUCGUACGUUAAGCGAGAAGGGUAACUCCUUUUAUUCCGUUUUACUCAAUGAUAAUCGGUUUGCGGUCAGCGAUCGAGCCUGAGUUCUCGAGAAUACUGCGUGUACGCGAACGCAUUCUUUAAUUCAAAGACAUCAGGGAAGCUAUUGUGGAACUAUUCGGACAGAUUUCUUAUUAGAGACGACUGAUCUACUCCGGACAUUUGGACAGCGCUCAAAAUGAUUAGAAGAUCUUGCGUCUCCAUGUCAGAUUUCUUCGCACGAUUCGAGAAGACGUCGCUAAUCUUCAACGUACAAUUUAAUCAAUUUCGAAAAGGAUCCAAAUGUUAGUCCAAAAAGACAGAGGUAGAAAUUAUUGCGGUUCCCCAAUACGACACAAGUCCAUACUAUUUUUUUUUAUGUGGUUAACGUACUUCGGUUCUCUUGACACACAACGUCCAGGAUUUUUCUUCUUUUCUCGCGCGCUAUGGCCCCGUGUGAUUUCUUUUCCCCAACCAUGUAUUCUUACAAAUAACUUUUUAACGACCUUUAUUAUAUAUCGUUACGUCAAUUUCUUUUAGGAUAAGUCCAUAACAGUUCCCGGAAUAGGCUACGAUGUAUUUAUUCUAGUUUCUAGCUGCGUAGCGGCAGACACACAUCCCACACACAUGGUACUUGUUUUUGAACUGUAGAUAUAAGAAUUCAAGUAGGAGUUAAGUGAUUUGUUUGUGUACGAAUAUCACGUAAAUAAAUGUUGAAGCAGUGCUCUUUUUUUU
Messenger RNA from Vollenhovia emeryi, 3268 nucleotides. RefSeq names its product nuclear autoantigenic sperm protein (gene Nasp). The transcript has 3 exons. NCBI's taxonomy places the organism in Eukaryota, Metazoa, Arthropoda, Insecta, Hymenoptera, Formicidae. Gene Ontology annotation, molecular function: histone binding. Gene Ontology annotation, cellular component: nucleoplasm. Gene Ontology annotation, biological process: CENP-A containing chromatin assembly; DNA replication-dependent chromatin assembly. Bases 191 to 1576 code for a protein of 461 amino acids. The record is from RefSeq and is a predicted model, not a curated record.